UAGACGCCCCCUCGGGCGGGAGGCGUGGGGCGCUCCAUAAAGCGGCUCGGAGCUGUCACCCCGCGAGCAGGCUGCACCGCCUAGCACGGAGCCGGCGCCGAAGACUCGGGCGCCUCGGGCCAGGGAGCGCGGAGGAGCCAUGGCCACCAGCAACGGGGCCGUGGAGAACGGACAGCCAGACAAGAAGCCGCCUGCCCUGCCUCGCCCCAUCCGCAACUUGGAGGUCAAGUUCACCAAGAUAUUCAUCAACAAUGAAUGGCACGAAUCCAAGAGUGGAAAGAAGUUUGCCACCUAUAACCCUUCAACGCUAGAAAAAAUAUGCGACGUGGAAGAAGGAGAUAAGGCCGACGUGGACAAAGCCGUGGAGGCCGCUCAAGCCGCCUUCCUGAGGGGCUCGCCGUGGCGCCGGCUGGAUGCCCUGAGCCGAGGCCGGCUGCUGCACCAGCUGGCUGACCUUGUGGAGAGGGACCGCACCAUCUUGGCUACCCUGGAAACGAUGGAUACAGGGAAGCCAUUUCUUCACGCCUUCUUCAUCGACCUGGAGGGUUGCAUCAAAACCCUCAGAUACUUCGCAGGGUGGGCAGACAAGAUACAGGGCAGGACUAUCCCCACAGAUGACAACGUUGUGUGUUUCACCAGGCACGAGCCCAUCGGUGUCUGUGGGGCCAUCACUCCCUGGAACUUCCCUCUGCUGCUGCUGACGUGGAAGCUGGCACCGGCUCUGUGCUGUGGGAAUACCGUGGUGGUGAAGCCAGCGGAGCAGACGCCCCUCACCGCCCUUUAUCUUGGCUCUCUGAUCAAAGAGGUCGGCUUCCCUCCAGGCGUGGUGAACAUUGUGCCGGGAUUUGGGCCCACAGCUGGAAGAGCAGUUUCUUCUCACCCUCAAAUCAGGAAGAUAGCCUUUACUGGUUCCACAGAGGUUGGAAAGCUGGUGAAAGAAGCCGCCUCCAGAAGCAACCUGAAGAGGGUGACCCUGGAACUGGGAGGGAAGAACCCCUGCAUUGUGUGUGCUGACGCCGACUUGGACUUGGCAGUGGAGUGUGCCCAUCAGGGAGUGUUCUUCAACCAAGGCCAGUGCUGCACAGCCGCCUCCAGGGUGUUCGUGGAGGAGCCGGUUUACGCUGAGUUCAUCCGGCGGAGCGUGGAGCAUGCCCAGAAGCGGCCCGUCGGAGACCCCUUUGACGUCAGGACGGAACAGGGGCCCCAGAUUGACCAAAAGCAGUUCGACAAAAUCCUCGAUCUGAUCGAGAGCGGGAAGAAAGAGGGAGCCAAGCUGGAAUGUGGGGGCUCGGCCAUGGAAGACAGGGGUCUCUUCAUCAAACCCACGGUCUUCUCAGAAGUUACUGACACCAUGCGGAUUGCCAAAGAGGAGAUUUUUGGACCGGUGCAGUCAAUACUGAAGUUCAAAACUCUCGAAGAAGUGAUUAAAAGAGCAAAUAGCCUGGAAUACGGACUCACAGCAGCUGUGUUCACCAAGAGCCUUGACAAAGCACUGAAGCUGGCCUCCGCGUUAGAGUCUGGAACCGUCUGGAUCAACUGCUACAAUGCCAUCUACGCACAGGCUCCCUUUGGUGGCUUCAAAAUGUCAGGAAAUGGCAGAGAAUUAGGUGAAUAUGCGCUGGCCGAAUACACCGAAGUGAAAACCGUCACCAUCAAACUUGAGGACAAGAACCCCUGAAGGAAAGGUGGGCUCUUUCCGCAGACAUUUGACAGCUGAAUGUGGCAGGUCAACCUUGCUGAAGAAACAAACUGCAUUUCUGACUUUCCUGGCAUAUUCUCUUCUGGAGUCCUUACAUCUCCUGGACGUGAACGAUUUUUAUUUUCCUCUCGCACUCCUGUUUCGUUGACCAAUAGGUUGGGUGUGAAGUUGCAGUCCUGCCUGGGGAUGGAACUGUUGACAACUUCUGUGCUCCCUUUUCAACCAGGUCCAUCCCCGGGACAGUUAAGAGGCUCAGGGCGUUGUCAACAGGAAGUGGUAUUUGAAGUAUCCAGCAGUCGCUUAAAAAUGCUCUGCUGACUCUGACUCCGGUAAGAAUUUGGGGAAAACUCCGUGCGUGUUCUGGAAACAGGGCCCUGUGCCUGCACCCCUCCCACUGUUUAGUGGGAAAGCAAUAGCCCAAAGUUAAAAAAAAAAGAAAAGAAAAAAAAGGAAAAAGAAAGAAAGGAAGGAAAGCAGAAUUGGGAUGACCCUAUGUCUUUGGGGACUAAAUCUUGACAUUGACCAUGGGACUCAGCUGACAUCCAAAAAUACUGCCUUUGGAAUAUGACUGAAUCACCAGCCCAUAGAGCUUAUCUAAAUCUAUGUCGCGGGCUACCUUAACCAAGGCACUUUCUGAGGCAGAAAGCGUCUCGAGUGUCACAGUCCCAGCUAAGGAACCAGCGCUCUGACACCACAGCAGCAUAACAAAUCCUAGGAUAAUUAAGUCCUGCAGUUUACAAACCAGAGCUGUAAUCAGCUUUUACAAAUUACGCAUUUCUGCCACUUGCAUUUUAAUGAUUUAUGUAGUUUUCCUUUACUUCAGUCGGGUUAUCCAUUUUAGAUUAGGAAACCAUGCACACCUGGAAAGCCCUGGUUUGUUAAAGUCCUAUUUUGAUGUUAAUUCAUGAUUAAUUAACAAAUAACACUUGGAUUCUAUGGAGGAAUUGGGUCUCCCAUCAAAGUUGUCUGUUACUGCACUAAACAAGUUGGGAAUUUUCCAUUUCCAUUUUGUGUAUCCAACUCCUGUGCAAUUCCAAGAUUUAACUUGGAAAAUGGAAAGUGUUCCCAUACAGCUUUAAAAAAAGCAAAACCAAAUUUGAACUGUGUUCUGCGGAUGCUUUGACAAUUCCGAACGAGUACUUUUCGAAUGGUGCUUAUGUUUGAGAAUGAAAUUGCGGGGGGCCAGAAUAAAAUGAAGGUCUAUGUCAAAACCAGUGUGUGUAUGAAGAAAGUCGUAUAUGAAAUGGGGUCGUCAUUGUCAGAAAUAUGCAAUAUGCCAUUCCUCUUUUCCUCUACGUCAGUUAACGCUUAUCACUUAUACUGUCAGUAACUUGUUAAAUCAGGAUUUGACUCAUACACUGAAUUUUCAGGAUUUUAUCUCAAGUAAUUAUAGACACUAAUCUCGAUAGUAAUACAUUAGAGGGUUCUUAUUCUUUCAUGUACGAUAAUGCCUUUAAUAUGAAAUGCUACAUUAUUUAUAAUUGGUAUAGAUAAUGUAUCUUUUUAUAGUUGUAAGUAAACAGAGGUGGUAUAUUUAACCUUCUGUAAUAUACUGUGUUUAGAAAUGGAAAUCUAUAUAGUAUUAGAUUUCACUUCUUUGAAGGUUUACUCCUGUGGUAUGGCUUAAAAAUCGAUUGGCCUGGGAAUUCUGAUCCUAACUGCAGAUUGUGUUAACAAUGUGAUGAUAAAAUAAAUUGGAUAUUUGACAAA
Molecule: messenger RNA, 3409 nt
Organism: Rhinolophus ferrumequinum (greater horseshoe bat)
Lineage: Eukaryota; Metazoa; Chordata; Mammalia; Chiroptera; Rhinolophidae
Gene: ALDH1A3
Product: aldehyde dehydrogenase 1 family member A3
Exons: 13
Coding region: 140-1678 (512 amino acids)
Molecular function (GO): aldehyde dehydrogenase (NAD+) activity
Source: RefSeq, a predicted model, not a curated record